UGUGAAACGUCUACAUUAUGCUUAAAAGUUAAACCGUCAAUGUUUAAUGAAACGUUUUGAAAAUCCAGCUUAAAGUUAUUCUCCUAAACUGCAGUCAUGGCAACAGAUGAGAAGAAACCAGACACUGAAACAAAUAAAACACAUUCAUCAUCGGCAUCAUGCACAAAGCAAAUGAAGCCAAACUAUACACCUAAGUUCACACUGGCAGGUCACACAAAAGCUAUAUCAUCUGUCAAGUUCAGCCCAAAUGGUGAAUGGCUGGCCAGCUCAUCUGCUGAUAAACUUAUCAAAAUAUGGGGCGCAUAUGAUGGGAAAUUCGAGAAGUCUUUAUCUGGACAUAAACUUGGAAUUUCAGAUGUAGCAUGGUCCUCAGACUCAAAUCUUUUGGUGUCUGCAUCAGACGACAAGACAUUAAAAAUCUGGGACAUUAGCACAGGGAAAUAUCUGAAGACACUUAAAGGCCACAGCAACUAUGUGUUUUGUUGUAACUUUAACCCCCAAUCGAAUCUGGUUGUAUCUGGAUCAUUUGAUGAAAGUGUGAGAAUUUGGGAUGUAAAGACAGGAAAGUGUUUGAAGACCCUCCCGGCUCACUCUGACCCUGUAUCUGCUGUGCACUUCAACAGAGAUGGUUCUCUAAUAGUGUCCUGUAGCUAUGAUGGACUUUGCCGAAUGUGGGACUCUGCUUCAGGGCAGUGUCUGAAGACACUUAUUGAUGAUGAUAACCCACCAGUCUCAUUUGUCAAGUUUUCGCCCAAUGGGAAAUAUAUACUGGCGGGUACACUGGAUAACACAUUAAAGCUCUGGGAUUACAGUAAAGGAAAGUGUCUCAAGACUUACACUGGACAUAAAAAUGAGAAAUACUGUGUGUUUGCCAAUUUCUCUGUCACUGGUGGCAAAUGGAUUGUGUCAGGCUCUGAAGACCACAUGGUGUACAUCUGGAACCUUCAAACCAAAGAAAUAGUACAGAAAUUACAGGGUCAUACAGAUGUGGUGAUUGCGACAGCCUGCCAUCCUACAGAGAACCUCAUAGCUUCUGCAGCUCUGGAAAAUGACAAGACCAUCAAACUGUGGAAGAGUGAUUGCUAAGCACAGGAGCAUUUAAUAGACUUCUCUUAUACAGCUGUACUCUAAGGUAUUUCAGUAUCGUAUCCUUAUGGUAGUAAGGCUAGAUAUCUUAGACCUUCCCAUAAUGACUAGCUUUACUAGUUAACUAAUCUAACAGGAAACUUUUAUUUAGAUGAAGCGUACAUAAACACAAAUGAUAGGAGAUAUUCAGCUAAUCAGGUGGCUGGCAGGUGGGUUUUUUUUUUUUGCACAGCCUUGUCCCAAAAACUGUACUUUCUAAGCAGGAUGCAUAGAUCCUAAGGAGUCGUAUAGUAACAUGCAUUAUUUUGUUGCAGUACAUCAAAAACAGCUGAUUUCCCAUGAUCUGCAUGUAGCGUUGUAUUUGAAUAGUUGCCGCACUUUAUGUUGUGCUGACAUUUUGUUUAUUCAGCUUUAUGAUUGGUCAUUGUCUGUAGUUUCGCCUCAUUACCAAAUACAUAUUUGAAGGGAACAAAACCUUUUUUUUUUAAGUAAAAGACAAUAAGCUUAACUGACCCUGUAGUGUCUAUAAAUAAAUAUUUAAUGUUAAGAAGCAACCAACACAGUCUACAGCUGAGACAAGCUUCUCCAUGCUGCAUGCUUAACACACAUGAAUUCAUCCCCUUUAUUUGAUAUACACAGAUGAGUCGAAACAUUAGGACCACUAGCUUCAUAUGCUGUCAGGAUACUACACAUAUAAGUCCUGUGGGAUCUGAUAGCAUUACCUGUAGGAUCAUUACCCCCAGGUCUUUAAACUUCUGUACGUUCCAAGGUAGAUCGUCCUUCUGUCUAUCCUGGUAUCAUCUCCUGCCUAGACAUCCACGGUGUCUUGCCAAAAAUGAAAUUUGUUGGAUUACUCGACCUUCUUUCAUUGCUUUGAUGUCUGGAGUGUCCAUUGUAGGUGCUUCCGUGGUGGACAGGAGUUAGCAUAAGUACUUUGACUGACCUGUGACUAUGCAGCCACAUACACAGAAGGCAAUGCACUGUGUGUUGUAAUACAUUUACCUCAUCAAAGGUAUUAAAAUGAUCUGGCUAUUCAUUCAAUCAUGGGAAGGUCUAAAGAGCUCUGUGGUGCAGGGUUGAUUUAGAGAGAUGGGCUGGCCCAGUCUGCUCUGAUUACUGACACUACAAUGUUCCCUGUUAAUGACUUGUUGUUAAUUGUUUUUUUUCCUGCUUUAGGACUUAUUUCUGCACCAUUUGUUGUUAGACUUUGACAGAAGAACAGCUAAGUUCUAUGAUUGCUGUAUGGUUGAAAUGAGCUAAAUUUAAGAAAUAUAAUUAUUUUAGUUUUCUUUCAGUAAAUGAUGAAGUAUAUGAAUAAUUAAGUAUUUAUCUAAUCACUUGUAAGUCAUACGCACUGAAAAAUACAGGACUUUUUAUGUUUUGAUUUUUAUUUAUAAACUUAUAUAUAAGAUAUAUAAGUUAUUAGGUUACCCUGGGAACUCAAUACAGUUUAUGCAUAUUGCAAGAUUUCUUUUAUUAUUAUGUUGGUUAUUUGAUGAUUUGUUAUGUUUAUGCAGUUUGGUUUAGUGUCUCUUGUUAUAUCUGGUUUAAUGAAAGUAUAUACGUCUUAAAGAUGAAGUAUAUUUUAAUACAUACAUUGAACACAUCUAAUUUACCAGUAUAUUAGGUAUACUCAUUUUUUUAUUUAUUUUUUAUCAGAUAUAUGUAACAUAUACUAUGAAGGUGCUCUUUGUAGGUGUUCUGUUACUGACUGUUAUCAGUAUCGAGCUGUUAUUCAACCUUGUAUGGAGUGCUGUAGGGGGAAAAUGUUCUUUAAUGGGAUGGUUGUGUCAGGAAGGAUAUCCGGCAUAAAAACUGUAACAAGUCUGGUAUGAGGACCAAAUCCUCUUUGGUGAC
Messenger RNA from Trichomycterus rosablanca, 2943 nucleotides. RefSeq names its product WD repeat-containing protein 5-like. Gene Ontology annotation, biological process: transcription initiation at RNA polymerase II promoter. The record is from RefSeq and is a predicted model, not a curated record. Lineage: Eukaryota; Metazoa; Chordata; Actinopteri; Siluriformes; Trichomycteridae. Gene Ontology annotation, molecular function: protein binding; RNA polymerase II general transcription initiation factor activity. Bases 97 to 1086 code for a protein of 329 amino acids. Gene Ontology annotation, cellular component: transcription factor TFIID complex. The transcript is spliced from 14 exons.